AUGGGUGCCAUUACUUAUGAUAUGGAGAUCACUUCAUCAAUCCCAGCCGGGAAGUUGUUCAAGGCCUUUAUCCUUGACUCUGACAACCUCAUCCCCAAGAUCCUGCCUCAAGCUAUCAAAAGCGUCGAAAUCCUUGAGGGAGAUGGUGGAGUCGGAACCAUCAAGGUUAUCACUUUUGGGGAAGGCAGCCAGUUUAAGAGCGUCAAGCACCGUGUUGACAAUGUCGACAAUGAAAACUUGACAUAUAGCUACAGCAUCAUUGAAGGGGAUGCUCUGAUGGACGUUCUGGAGUCGAUCACUUACCAUAUCAAAAUUGUUCCGACUGCUGAUGGAGGAUCUAUCUGCAAGAGCAGGAGCAUUUACAACACCAAGGGUGAUGCCAAGAUUUCCGAGGAGAAAAUCAAGGAAGGUAAAGAAAAGGCCGUGGGAAUUUUCAAGGCUGUCGAGGCUUAUCUCCAAGCCAAUCCUGAUGCCUAUAAUUAA
This is a messenger RNA of Fraxinus pennsylvanica, 483 nucleotides long. The record is from the annotation of a GenBank genome assembly. Lineage: Eukaryota; Viridiplantae; Streptophyta; Magnoliopsida; Lamiales; Oleaceae.